This is a messenger RNA of Rotaria sp. Silwood2, 422 nucleotides long. The record is from the annotation of a GenBank genome assembly. NCBI's taxonomy places the organism in Eukaryota, Metazoa, Rotifera, Eurotatoria, Philodinida, Philodinidae.
UAAAAUCUUUUAAUAAAUGAGUAUAGGAACAAGGUCUUGUUGCUAUUGGAAAAGUUGAUUGUGAUGAUCAAUCAUUAAUUGCAACGAAAUAUCAUGUAAAGAAAUAUCCAACAUUAAAAUUAUUUCGACAUACCAUUUUGACUAAACGUGAAUAUCGAGGAGCAAGACAAGUCGAUGGUUUAUUUGAUUUUAUACGUAAACAAGUUGAAUCACCAAUUAUUAAAUUAUCAACAGCAAAUGAUUUAAUAAGAUUAGAUUCAAAAAAAUAUUAUAUUAUUGGACAUUUUAAUGAUGAAAAAUGUGAAAAUUUCCAAAUUUUUUCAAAAGUAGCAAGUCUUCUUAGAGAUGAAUGUCAUUUUGUUGCAUCAACUAAUAUGUAUGUUAACUUAAUUUUUAUUUACAACUUUUUCUUAAUCAAUUAA